AUAGAAUUAUCUUUCAUAGUUGACGCAAGAGUGUGUGAGAGAGACAAAAUGGAUUACUAUACACUUGUGUUUGGAUCAAUUUUUGCUUUGAGUUUUCUGUAUACUCUAGCAAAAUUGUCCAGUAGAGGCACCAAAAAGCUUCCACCAGGUCCAUCACCAUGGCCAAUUAUUGGAAAUAUUCACUUGUUAGGUGCAAAACCCCAUGUAUCACUAGCCAAUCUUGCAAAAACUUAUGGUCCAAUCAUGAGUUUAAAAUUGGGCCAGUUAACAACAGUGGUCAUUUCUUCAUCAUCCAUGGCAGAGCAAGUCCUUAAGUAUCAAGAUCAAGAUUUUUCUGGUAGAUUUGUCCCUAAUGCUGUUCAAGUACACAACUAUUGUGAAUUCUCAGUUGGAUGGAUUCCUGUUUGUCCUGAAUGGAGAAAACUUAGGAGAAUCAUGAAUACAAAUAUCUUCUCUUGCAAUAGGCUUGAUGCAAAUCAACAUCUGAGAUCUCAAAAGGUGAAAGAAUUGAUUGCUUAUUGCGCAAAAUGUAGCCAAGAGGGUAAAGUUGUUGAUAUAGGUGAAGUUGCUUUCAAGAUUAAUCUCAACUUGUUGUCAAACACCCUUUUCUCCAAGGACUUGGCUGAUCCUUUUUCAGAUUCAAAGGUAGAGUUGAAGGACGUUAUCUGUGAAAUCAUGGUUGAGGUAGGGAAGCCCAACCUAGCGGAUUUUUUUCCCAUACUUAGAAAGAUUGAUCUUCAAGGAAUAAGGCGUCGCACAACCAUUCAUUUUGGUAAAUUGUUUAAAAUUUUUGAUGAUUUAAUCAACGAGCGGCUAGAGGAAAGAAAAAUGGGAUUGAGUGAAACAAGUGACGUUCUCGAAACAUUUCUCGAUAUUACUGAAAAAGACCCUGAAGAGAUGGAACAUAAUCACAUCAAGAUCAUGUUCACGGACUUAUUUUUCGGAGCUACAGAUUCAACUACAAGCACAUUGGAAUGGGCAAUGGCAGAAAUCCUUAAACAGCCUGAGGUUAUGAAGAAAGCUCAAGCCGAACUUAAAGAAAUCAUUGGUAAAGGGAAACCGAUUGAAGAAGUUGAUACUUCUCGACUUCCUUACUUACAAUGCGUUAUCAAAGAAACCUUAAGAAUGCACCCACCACUUCCAUUCUUAGUUCCACACGGAGUCGAUCAAAAUGUUAAAUUGUGUGAUUACAUCAUUCCGAAGGAUUCACAGGUUCUAGUCAAUGUAUGGGCGAUUGGUCGAGAUAUUACUUUUUGGGAGGAUCCUUUAAUCUUUAAACCUGAAAGGUUUUGGAGUUCGGAUAUGAACGUACGAGGACAAGAUUUUGAUUUGAUUCCGUUUAGUGCUGGUCGAAGAAUAUGUCCUGCCUUGCCAUUGGCAUUGAGAACACUUCCAGUGAUAUUGGGCUCACUCUUAAAUUCCUUCAAUUGGAAGCUCGAGGCUAAUAUUGGACCAAAAGAUUUAGACAUGGAGGAGAAGUUUGGUUUCACCUUAGCCAAAGCCCAUCCUUUGCGAGCUAUCCCAUCUCCGCUUUGAUGUUGCCGAGUUAAUAAGGGGUCAUUUGGUUGAGAGUAUAAGAAUAAUGUAAAAUAUUGUGCAUUAAUAAUGUUUGUGUUAUUAUGCUUGAAGUAGUUGUGCUUGUAUUUUUCUUAUACAAUGUUUGUUUGAUGUAUUAAAAUAACAAUUACAUAAUUUUUAAAAAAAAAUUACAAAA
Capsicum annuum is the source of this 1714-nucleotide messenger RNA. RefSeq names its product geraniol 8-hydroxylase-like. The record is from RefSeq and is a predicted model, not a curated record. The transcript has 3 exons. Gene Ontology annotation, molecular function: heme binding; oxidoreductase activity, acting on paired donors, with incorporation or reduction of molecular oxygen; monooxygenase activity. NCBI's taxonomy places the organism in Eukaryota, Viridiplantae, Streptophyta, Magnoliopsida, Solanales, Solanaceae. Bases 49 to 1536 code for a protein of 495 amino acids.